AUGAAUAAUACAGCUGCGACUGUGAGGAUAUCCGGGCCUCCAAACAGUAGCUUUCUGGUCGGCUACCCGGGCAUCUCGGCGACACUGCCCAGGAUAGUAGGCAAAGUCGAAAUUCGGCCGGGUGCAGGCUAUACAGCGCCAGUGCAAAUAUCCAUGGUUCGCAUAUGCUUACAGCGACGAGAAACGAUACAUCCAGCGGCGGAAAACAUGGCGCGGAGGCAUCUGGGCACCCCGAGACGAGAGACGGUCGAUUUAGUAGGGAAGGAAGUGCUGCUGUUCCGGUGCGUGUCGGGAAAAGAGGCCGAGAGCGUGAUUGCGAUGGAUCUGCCGUUCCAAAUAUUCAUCCCUUUCGGACGGGGCGGCGAAGAAGUAAACCGCCGCAUUCCUCCAGCAAGCAUCCAACUAGCCAGCCGAAUCGCCGAAACCUACUAUGAGCUGGUGGUCACAGUCCAACAAGGCUCGAGCAUGCAAAACCGAUACGCGUUCCCAAUACCUCUUCAACGAUACGACACCCUCUCCACAUUCGGCAUGUACAACCGCCCAGAAAGCAAGGUGGUGACGGCGGACAACAUUGUGACGUUGGGGAUUUCGCUGCCAAAGUGGAGUUAUGGGCCAUUAGAUCCCAUAACGGUGUACAUUAAGCUCGCGCCAAAUCCAGACUGGCUGAACAAGGCGCGGAAGGUGACGAUACAAAAGAUUACGCUGGCCAUCGAGGAGGAGAUCACGUUCAACCCGGAAGGAGACGAGCCAACGAAGAAGGUCAGCAAAAUCGCCAAACACACGCAGCAGGUAGGGACCAAGAUCCCGGAAACUGGAUAUGUUACCAACUUGGGGCUCGUGUUUCCUGCGCGAGACCUUAGGGAUUCGGAGGGUAUUGUGAAGAGGGGCAAGCCGGGAUUUCCGCUAUAUGAGGUCACCAGCUUUACGACGACGUCGAUACUGUACAAAAUUGAAUUCUUUUUGACGAUCAAGGCACAUCUAACAUCUGCCCGCGAUAUCACAUUACGGCAACCAAUUGUGAUUUGUCCAAUGGACCAACAGGCUUGCAAAGAGGAAAUGGAUGCUAUUGAGCAAGCAGCGAAAGAUGCCUCACAUGUUGACCCAAAUAACCCAAAGUUGCCGGAUCGAACGAUCAUCUUGGCACACGAUAGGGAGGCCAUUCGGUACCUGGGGCUGUGCGAAGUUGGAGGGAUGAAGAAGAUGCUGAUCGAAUAA
Podospora pseudopauciseta is the source of this 1215-nucleotide messenger RNA. RefSeq lists its product as uncharacterized. The transcript has 3 exons. The record is from RefSeq and is a predicted model, not a curated record. Gene Ontology annotation, cellular component: division septum. Lineage: Eukaryota; Fungi; Ascomycota; Sordariomycetes; Sordariales; Podosporaceae. The coding region runs from base 1 to 1215 and encodes 404 amino acids. Gene Ontology annotation, biological process: division septum assembly.